This is a messenger RNA of Guyanagaster necrorhizus, 891 nucleotides long. RefSeq lists its product as uncharacterized. The record is from RefSeq and is a predicted model, not a curated record. The transcript is spliced from 6 exons. The coding region runs from base 1 to 891 and encodes 296 amino acids. Lineage: Eukaryota; Fungi; Basidiomycota; Agaricomycetes; Agaricales; Physalacriaceae.
AUGCUUCGAACCCAGCUAUCCUCGCUCCCGUUUAAAGAUCAUCGCUCACCUAGUGAACUCUUUUGGGUUAAGCAUCAACCGUAUUUGGAAAACCAAGGUUACCUGCUCCGCCCUCGGUACCAUCCAGACUGGUGCCCUUCAUGGAUCCAAAAGGAUGGCACCAACUUGAGAGAAAAGAAUUCUUUUCUGCUCUUCGAGGACCAACAUCGGUCGAUUUAUACGUCCGUUGUCUUAGAUGCAAUUCGGAUCGAGGAUGGUGUCAAGGUCGCCCUUCGUAUCGUACCAGUAGGUUCACAGGAACUAGCUAUGAUGAUGCACCUCUCCUCGCCCCAAAUGCGCUCCGACCCACGCAACCAUACCGUUCCUGUUCUGGGAACUAUACCGAUACCUGGCGAGGAGAAUGACAGGGUGUUUGUAAUCUUGCCUGUCCUUCGAUGGUUUCACCCUCCGGACUUUCACUGCCGACGCCAGUUUGCCGAUGCAUUUCGACAAAUAUUAGAGGGUAUAGAUUUCAUGCAUGAAAACAACAUCGCGCACGGAGAUGCAUGUACGCUCAACUUCCUGAUGGACGCCACCAAUGUCUGCCCGAAAGGCUUUCACAUGGCCGAUACAGACAGCAUAGACGAACUUGGCCAUGGACUUCAUGCAAGACCACGGUGCCUUACCACAAAGCACUUUCCCGAGGGCAAGGAUGCUGCACGGACCAUAGAGCUAAAGUGUCAGAUAAAGACUUCGCCAGAAUUUCUCAGUGCCCCAGUGCCGUACAAUCCAUUUCGACUGGACGUCUACAACGUCCGUGCGACAUUUCUCAGCUUUUGUGAGAAGUAUGCUGGUGUGGAUGAGUUCAAGCCGUUCUGUGUUGAGAUGAUGGCUAAAGAUCCAUCUAAAUGA